AUGUCAAUACGCCGUAAAUAUGGGGUCUAGAUAGAUAUCUAGUAGAUAUCCAAGUCGUAUCUGACAGAGUCACAGACAAAGAAAGGUGGCAUACGGAGUAUCUAGCAUGCGUAGGCUUAAGGCUAGUAGGAGUCCUUCUCCAUCUGUAACGGCCAAUCCUGGGGGCGGAACUGCCUGCUUGACGCCGUGGUAUCACCAGUCGCGACCCUUGUCUAUUACUUUAGACUCUGUUGGAGGCUUGGCCGCUUGGGGCUGUUCCCCAACCCCACCUGCAAGGGCCUGCAGAGUGCAGACAUGCAGGACUGUCGAGAUACACAGUACUAUGUGUCACAGUGUAUGUACGGAGUCGCAGUGUGUCAAAAUUGGAUAUGAUCCAUCUACCGGUAGGUUAGUGAGUAUAGCAGCCGUUUUCGUUCUGGGGCUCCGGCUCCGGCUCGGGCAGGAGAGGAACAAAGAGAAAAAAAAAUUAUCUUACAUUUUCCAGAACACGAAGGAAGGCCCAAAGAAACUCCCAAGAAAAUUCGAAGAAUGCCGAUUUGCCCCCCGUUGGAACUUCAACUUCGAACAUCGAACAUCGAACAGCGAACAGCGAACAGCAAGGGCGCCUGGGACUGGGACUGCGAGCCGGACCAGCCCAACCCUUGCGGCCUCCACUGAUGAGGGGGGCUUCCAUUCGGCCCGCCCGUACACAGGCUAGCCAGUCAGUGGCCACUGGCCACGCCGAGGGAACAGUGGCUUGCGUGGGGUCAAGUGUGUGUGGCAUUAGCGCUGGCGGGGCGAGUGGGGUGACGAGGGAGUCCAGCCAGUCCACUCGGAGAGUCCAGCCAGGUCAGCCAGUCCAGCCCGUCCAGAAGGUCCUCGGAGUGGGUAGUACAGCCCCACCCCAUCCACCGAGUCCGUACACCCACGCACCCCCAACCGGAGGGCCACACAGUGACGGGCCAAUCACGAUUGCGGGCGCCGAGCAACGUGUUGCCCGUUUGGUCUUGGCGGGCUGGAUGCGGUGCUC
Molecule: messenger RNA, 1009 nt
Organism: Aspergillus heteromorphus CBS 117.55
Lineage: Eukaryota; Fungi; Ascomycota; Eurotiomycetes; Eurotiales; Aspergillaceae
Exons: 1
Coding region: 107-697 (196 amino acids)
Source: RefSeq, a predicted model, not a curated record